CGCGUACAUUGCGAUAAUUACGUAAAUAAUGAGUAGUUUUGAAAAUUGAAAAUAGUAGUAAAGCGUUCGGCACUAUGCCGAGGAAAAUAUCAAUACGCUACCCUGUAGUAGAUUGGAGUUAGAAAUAAGGCAGUAAGGGGUAGCGCGUGCGCACUGUGCGUCACCCCUAAUAGAUUAGAGCGACUCCGGGGUGUGUACUACAGAGAGCGAAAACGUAGCCGGUUGAACUCAAAAACGUUCCCAUUGGAUUUUAAUUCGAUUAUACCAUGUGAAAUUAGUGAUAAACAGUGUAAUAAUUAUUUUCUAUGCAUAUCAUGCUCAUAUCCAAUUUAUACUUACGUAUCGCUCCGUGUUUUUUAUUUGAGCAAGAGUAAAACGAAACAUGUAAUUUUUGACUCUCACAGUAUUUUUCAUCAUCAAACAGUCAGUAGUGUAUAUUUAUCUUAUAAUGGUGUGUGUUUUUAAAAACGUGUUCAUAUCGAGAACAUCAAGAAGAUUUGCAAUCCUAUUCCUUCUUCUCAUCAACGUUUUGCCGGCUUAUUUAGAGCAAGAUGAAGAUAUUCCCCAUAACGAAGUCAAAAACUGGGCAUUGCAGUUCGGUGUCGAUUUAUGGGAAUACGGCAAAAUGAUGACGCGAAUGAAUGAAUUGCAAAGGAAAUAUCAUGAUGUGGAUAUAGAUGUUGUAAGAAAAGAUGGACUGAUAUUAAUUAGGGAAAUGGCGACUGAAGUGAAGAACAUGAUGGACUUUAAGAUGGGGGCUGUAAUGCGGAUAAUGGAUUCCGCCGAACAGGCCGCUCUUACUCCACAAUCUGACAACGGCCAGCCAUUUCGUUACUAUAACGCCAAAAGACUGAACGCUUUCGGACCAGAUGGAAAACCUGCCGAAGGCACCAGAGAAAUGAUGAUCACACCGAACCCGCACUUCGAUCACCUACCAGUAAACACUAGCCUUAGCUCAGUACUAAUACCUUCCAACAUCGAUGAAGAAGAUUUGGAUGUGAUGAAUGCAAUUCAAUGGUCAGAACAUCUAGAUCCGUUAUUCAUUAAUAACUAUGAAGGAGAUCCGACAUUGUCCUGGCAAUUCUUUGGAAGUUCCCAAGGAUUUUUGCGUAGAUAUCCAGGAAUUGCUUGGCCUCCAGAGGACAUCUCUACGGUAUGGCAACGACCAAGAACAAACAGGAAUAUUUAUGACUUUAGAUCGUCAUCUUGGUAUGUAAACGCUGCAACUUCCCCGAAGGAUAUUGUCAUUCUUAUCGACAAUUCGGGGUCUAUGACCGGCAAAAGAGUAACCUUAGCAAGAGCUACUGUCGAAGCAAUUCUUGACACAAUGUCCGAUAACGAUUUUGUGAAUGUUUAUAAGUUUUCGGACACAACCGAGGAGACUGUACCUUGCUUUAAGGAUAAAUUAGUACAGGCUAAUAACGAGAAUGUUAGAUGGCUGAAGGAUUCCUUAGACAAUCUGAAGGCUGAAAAUAUUGCCAAUUUUUCGUCGGCACUUAUUACAGGAUUCGAAAUAUUGCACAAGUAUAAUCGUACAAGUCAAGGUUGUCAAUGCAAUCAGGCCAUAAUGUUGAUCACAGAUGGCCUGGCGUCUUCGUACAAAGACAUUAUUAAAAUGUACAACUUUCCUCACAGUCCGGUUAGAAUAUUUACUUAUUUGGUAGGAAAGGAUACGAGUAGUGCCAGUGAAAUGCACUGGAUGGCCUGUACUAAUAAAGGGUUUUAUACGAAGAUCAAUAAAGUGGAUGAGGUUAAGGAAAAAGUCUUGCAUUAUAUUGAGGUGAUGGCCAGACCUAUGGUUAUGUACCAAAACGACCAUCCCAUACAUUGGACGCCUGCUUAUGUUGGUGGCCGAGCUGACAGUUUUUCUAACGAUAAGGCCGGCCAGCUGAUGACAACAGUAACAACUCCAGUUUUUGAUCGUAGAAACCAUUCUGUGAGAGUUGCCAAUGUUUUGGGUGUUGUUGGAACAGAUGUUUCCAUUGAUCAAAUUAAGAAACUUGUCCCUCCUUACAAACUUGGUGUCAACGGUUACUCGUUCGUAGUUGAGAAUAACGGACAUGUUUUGUAUCAUCCAGAUCUAAGGCCAUUGAGUAAUGAGUUAUAUGAAGAUACUCUUGAACCACAAUAUGUUUCUGUGGAUUUAACUGAAGUUGAGCUAGUUGAGAAUGAAAAUGGCCCUAGAGCAAACAAUUCUAUCCUUCUUGAUCUAAGACAUGACAUGAUCGACCAAAAGGAAGGAGAGACAGAAUUGAGUGUGAAAAUUCACUACGAUAACAUGCAUCGCGUAACCACAAGACGUCACAAAUACUUCUACAACCCUAUCGAAGGCACCCCUUACUCACUUGGUCUUGCAAUGCCAGAAGGUUACGGCAUGUACGAGCUUCUAGCCGAACAGGAAAUCAAACGCAGUCAAAAGAACUUUACCGACUAUUUCAAGGGUGAAAACUGGAAGGUGCACCCUGAUUGGGUUUACUGUGAAUACACUAGCGGCACCUCAGGGGAACAGUGGUUUAAGACUGCCGAAGAAAGGGUUUUGCAUUUUUUGUCUAGAAGUAGAAGGCCUGGGUGGAAGUGGAUGUCUUUGAGACCGAGGUCCCCUUUGCAAAGGGAGCACCACCAUCUAAGCACCAAACAGGAUAAGGACGCCUAUUUUUGCGAUAAAACUUUAUUGCAAUCUUUAGUAUUGGACGCUAUGGUUACAGAAGGACUUGAAAAACACCCUUUUAGAUCAAGGCUGGAAGACAAGCACCCUAUAGGCACACUUUUGGUAAAAUUACAAAGCCAAGGAUACGAAAUAUUUGGAUUGGUGUUGUCCUUUGUGGCAACUAGAUCAGGACUGCUUAGAUGGACGAAUGUUACCAACUUUGAAGCCGAAGAACCGCAUUUUAGCGAAAAUAAUGUUAGAGCGAUGGAUGAAACCUGGUAUAAGAGAGCCGUCGAUCAGCACUCCAUAGAGCCUGAGAGUUUCGUUUUUUCCGUACCUUUUGAUGUUGGUUCCAGCGGCAAGCCGCUUAUUACCGCCACGCAUGCCGUGUUUGUUGAACACAAGGGUCAUAGAGCACCAGCUGCAGUUGUCGGCUUGCAGUACCAACAUUCGAAGCUAGCUUCGCAUUUUCACAACAUUACUUCCAAGUGUACUGGAACAUCAGUGUGCAGGAAUACUUGCGCUAGCGAUAAGUUGGACUGCUAUGUGUUGGACAACAAUGGAUUUAUAAUAAUUUCUGAAAACAACGAUCACACAGGCAGAUUUUUCGGUCAAAUCGAUGGUACCAUUAUGGAUUCCUUGGUACAGGACAGGAUUUACAAGAAAAUAGCUGUAUACGAUUAUCAAGGUUCGUGUUCUAGAAGCAAGCAGCACUUCAGAGGUAACGCGCCUAGAGCUGGCUUGUUCAAACCACUAAAAAUUGUGAUGGGUUUUCUGUAUUUCUUCUUGAUGAAGUUAAAGGAAGCGUAUGGUACUGCCAUAGCUUACGCACAGGAUGAGGGCGAUUUGGUCGAUAUGUACUACGAAACACCUUUUGAUCAAUACCCCACCGGAGAAGAUGUGAUUGAGUAUCCGGACACCAUAAUAAGUCCGCCAUCAAAUUCAUAUUCCCCAUCGUUUGUGCCCCCAUUUGAGUCUGAUCCUCUUGAAGGUGUCGAUAUGGGGCAGUUUGGAGUCAGAAGGUGUGAUAGAAAAACCGAUUUGUAUAUCCUACAACCGGAGAGGUUGAACACGAGCGGACAAAGCAAUCCUUUGAAGGGAAAACUGACGAAUUGCCAUGUUACAGGAUGCGAGAGGCCGUUUAGCGUUCAGAAAAUACCACAUAGUAAUUUGAUACUGUUGGUUGUUGAUACAACUUGUCCGUGUGGUAGUAAGCAACUCAGCAUUGAUCCCCAGGAGCUGGUAUAUGAUGCUGGAGCUACUGAUUGUUUACAGAAAACGAAGGAGAAUUUGUAUAGGAGGCGUCCUCCAAAAUGUAUCAACUACCACCCUGAAGAAACAGAGAUUCAUUUAUGUGGCGGCUCCACUAUGGUGUACUUAAGCAUAACAGUAUUGAUGCUGAGUAUAAUGCAUAGUGUUUUACGUAUCUUAUCGUGAUUAUAAAUAUAAAUAUAAUGCCUAAAGGCUGUAUUUAAUUCUAUAAAAAUUUACAAUACUUCAUUUUCUUCAAAAGAAUUAUAUCAAAUUAAACAAUAUUUAGAUUAGAACCAAUAUGACGAAGUUUAAUAAAUAGUUAAAUUUUUUAUAUAAUUUAUGAAUUUUUGGGUGUAUUUUGUACAUAUCUUAUUGUAGUCAAUAGAUGGUUUUUC
Molecule: messenger RNA, 4296 nt
Organism: Brassicogethes aeneus
Lineage: Eukaryota; Metazoa; Arthropoda; Insecta; Coleoptera; Nitidulidae
Source: the annotation of a GenBank genome assembly